Messenger RNA from Phaedon cochleariae (mustard beetle), 1878 nucleotides. The record is from the annotation of a GenBank genome assembly. Lineage: Eukaryota; Metazoa; Arthropoda; Insecta; Coleoptera; Chrysomelidae.
UCAGUACCUUAUGAAGAUGUCUUCCUUCUUUAUUUCAACAUCAUCCACGGCGUCCAAUGAAAAUUCGUUGUAUUCGAUUUCAAUCUUGAACUUAUCAUCAGUGUUAUUGGUUUUGAAAUGGUCUUCUUCUGAUGCGAAAGAAUCACCACCAUAUUCACCAACCUCACAUGUGGAUGGUCUUCCACUAUUGGAGUGUCGAAUUAGAUGGCCUUUUAUCAAGACAUUUUCAUCAUCACAAGUAUGACUUUCAACUGGUACUUUACCAGGUUCUACCUCAAGGCAUUUAUUCGUUUCACACUCAGAGGGUGUCACACUAUUGUGGGCCAUAAGGUGUUUAUUAAUAAUUUCUUUUUGCCUCAACUUCUCAUGGAUGAUGUCGCACCCGAAGGGAUUCUCACCAGUGUGAACCAUGAGGUGCUUUUUUGCACACUCAAAGGGUUCCUCCACAUUAUGCACAUCGAGGUGUUCAUUCAAAGUCCGUUUCAGUCUGAACUUCUUGGGACAAAUGUCGCACUCAGAGGGAUUUUCGCCAGUGUGCACUCUGAGAUGUACCUUCAAACCUUCUUUUCCUUUAUACUCCUUUUGGCAUAUUUCGCACUUGAAGGGUUUUUCAUCAGUGUGCUUCAUAAUAUGUCUUUUCAUAUGAUCUUUUCGACCAAAUUUUCUUUGGCAAAUAUCGCACUCGAAGGAUUUUUCGCCAGUGUGCACAAUGAGGUGUACAUUCAAAUUUCCUCUAUGCCUAAACUUCUUAGGGCAAAUGUCGCACUUGAAGGGUUUCUCAUCAGUGUGAAUCAUGAGGUGUCUCGUCAAAACAUCUUUUUUAUAAAAAAAUUUAUGGCAAAUACCACACUCGAAAGGUUCUUCCCCACUAUGCAUCUUGAGGUGUUCAUUCAAAUUUCCUUUAUUCCCUAAAUUCUUGUGGGAAAUAUCGCACUCAAAUGGUAUCUCACCGGUGUGCAGAGACUCAUUAUGACAAAUUUCGCACUCGAGGGGUUUUUCAUAAGUGUGCAUCAUAAGGUGUCUUUUCAAAUUACCUUUUCGAGCCAAUUCUGUGUGACAAAUACCGCACUCGAAGGGUUUUUUCCCAUUAUGCGCGUUGAGGUGUUGAUUCAAUCUACUCUUCAGUAUAAACUCCUUAGGGCAAAUGUCGCACUUGAAGGGUUUGUCGCCAGUGUGCAUCUUGAGGUGGUAAUUCAAACUUUUUCUCAGCCAAUACUUCUUAUGGCAAAUGUCGCACUGGAAGGGUUUCUCAGCAGAGUGCGUCACCAGGUGUCUUUUCAAAUCCCCUUUUCGACCAAAUUUCGUGUGGCAAAUACCACACUCAAAGGGUUUUUCCCCAUUAUGAGCGAUGAGGUGUUCAGUCAAUCUUUUCUUCAGUAUGAACUUCUUAGGGCAAAAGUCGCACUUGAAGGGUUUUUCGCCAGUGUGCAUCUUGAGGUGGAAAUUCAAACUUUUUCUCAGCCAAAACUUCUUAUGGCAAAUGUCACACUUGAAGCGUUUCUCAUCAGUAUGCACCACAAUGUGAUUUGUCAAAUUAUCUUUUCGACCAAAUUUUUUGUGGCAAAUACCACACUCGAAGGGUUUUUCCCCAUUAUGAGUGUUGAGGUGUUCAGUCAAUCUUUUCUUCAGUAUGAACUUCUUAGGGCAAAUGUCGCACUUGAAGGGUUUUUCGCUAGUGUGCACCAUGAGGUGGUAAUUCAAACCUCUUCCCUUCCCAAACUUCUUAUGGCAGAUGUAGCACUCGAAGGGUUUUUCGCCAGUGUGCAUCUUAAGGUUUACUUCCAAACUUUUUUCGCAAAUGUGACACGCGAAACUCUUUUCGCAAGAUGGUCUUUCAAAUCCUUCUUUGACCAAUAUUUCUGGUGGCAAAUAUGACAU